Messenger RNA from Perkinsus marinus ATCC 50983, 658 nucleotides. RefSeq lists its product as hypothetical. NCBI's taxonomy places the organism in Eukaryota, Perkinsozoa, Perkinsida, Perkinsidae. The coding region runs from base 1 to 390 and encodes 129 amino acids. The transcript has a single exon. The record is from RefSeq and is a predicted model, not a curated record.
AUGUUCAUCUCAAGCAUCAAUUUGAUCUUCAUCGUUCUGAGCUUCCACAACAACGUGCUCGGCGAUCUUCACGGUCUAUUCUUCACGAGCAAGCCUUGGCACACCGCCUUCCUGGUUCUCAACUUCAGGGGGGACAACACUGUCAUCAUGGUGGUGGCAAAUGCAAAUGUCGGUCCGCUGAGAGCCCACUGGGAAUAUGUGCCAGGCACGGGUAUCCUCGAUGUGUUCGCUAUUCACCUUACUCAAUCGCAGUACGAAGAUGUUUCUGGCCUCUUCCCAUUGGACUACGACUCGCACACACUAUAUGGCGUUCUCAUGCCUUUCCCGGGUCUCACUGGUAAAAUUCUUGUCAUGAGCCAUGGGCUUGGUAUGUAUAAUGGACAGCCUUGAGCAAAGUGAUGAAUUUUUACUUUAAUUAUUCACCCAACAUGACACUACUUUUCUGCCGUCGGGUACUGACUAUUGUACUCACUAUUAUAUCACUAUCUGUGGGGAUGUGGUCACAGAGAAGUGUUCCCUCGUUGCUCAGAACAACUUGCUUUGGCUCAUAGAGCAUUUGCGGUUAACUUUUUUAUUUGGUGGAUUAUCAAUCUAGUCGUGUGGGUAUUUGAUUAGAUUGCUCAUCAGAGACGGUAUCGUUCAGCAUCAACUUUUCCAU